Leptomonas pyrrhocoris is the source of this 1962-nucleotide messenger RNA. RefSeq names its product putative pyruvate/indole-pyruvate carboxylase. Gene Ontology annotation, molecular function: magnesium ion binding; thiamine pyrophosphate binding; carboxy-lyase activity. The coding region runs from base 316 to 1962 and encodes 548 amino acids. The transcript has a single exon. NCBI's taxonomy places the organism in Eukaryota, Euglenozoa, Kinetoplastea, Trypanosomatida, Trypanosomatidae. The record is from RefSeq and is a predicted model, not a curated record.
AGCCGGGAUGGCUGUGCCCACACGCGCUCUCUUCGUUAUCCGUGAUUCGCGCAGUACUGACUACUACACCCUUCGCAUGAUCAUUGACUUUGAUGACACGAUCAUGCGAGAUGGCGUGCGGCACCUGGGAACCCGCUCCGCUGCCCAAAUAUUGUAUUCCCUUCUCCCUUCUUUGCCCAUCCGCUGCUCUGUGCUCCGCGCCACUUCAUAUAACGCCGCGACAGAAUUCUGUUAAGCGUCCCCCCUCAACCACCCUCACACCUCUCACUUUAACCACCUCCCACACACACACAUAAGUGUCUUCAAAAGAACAGCAUGCCCGCUCAGGAGUAUAACGUUGGCUGCUACCUGCUGGACCGCCUGGUGGAGAUCGGGUGUGGUCACCUGUUCGGCGUUCCCGGCGACUACAACCUGCGCUUCCUGGACGACGUGACUGCGCAGAAGGACCUGGAGUGGGUUGGCUGCGCGAAUGAGCUGAACGCUGCGUACGCGGCCGACGGGUAUGCGCGGUGCCGCCGCAUCGCCGCCGUGCUGACGACGUACGGCGUGGGUGAGCUGAGCGCCGUGAACGGCAUUGCCGGCGCGUACGCCGAGCGCAACCCUGUGAUCCACAUCGUUGGUGGGCCUUCGACGGAGGCGGAGCACGGCCACAAGAUGAUGCACCACACGCUGGGCGACGGUCUGUUCCAGCACUUCAGCCUGAUGAGCGAGAAUAUUUCUUGUAUGACUGCCCGCCUGACGGUGGAGAAUGCGCUGACCGAGAUCGACCGCGUAAUCCGUGGUGUGAUGUACCACAAGAAGCCCGGCUACAUCUUGAUGCCGAUGGAUGUGGCUGUUGCGCCGGCGUUCCCGCCGACGGUGCGCCUUGCGCCGCGCAUGGCCGAGUUCUCGCAGGACGCGCUGGACGCCUUCAAGGUUGCGGCGGAGGAGAAGAUCAAGAGCUCCAAGCGCACCUCCGCUCUGGUGGGCUACCUGUGCGACCGCUUCCUGUGCCACAAGGAGGCGCAGGCGCUGGUGGACGACGCGCACAUCCCGUUCGCGCACAUGCUGCUGGGCAAGGGCACGCUGAACGAGCAGUCGCCGAACUACCUCGGCUGCUACUUCGGCUCGUCGUGCCCCGACAGCGUGCGCCGCCCGGUCGAGGAUGCCGACGUGUGCGUGAUGCUGGGCGUGAAGUUCCACGACUUCGGCACCGGCUACUUCUCGCAGAAGAUUCACCUGGACCACAUGAUCGACAUCCAGCCCUUUGAGAGCACGAUCAACGGCCGCGUGUACCCGCAGCUGCCGAUGAAGGACGCCAUUCUCGCCGUGCACGAGAUUGUCAUGAAGUACUGCGACAACUGGCCCAAGAACGAGUCGAAGCCGCCGCGGUUCCCUGCGCCGGAGGACGAGAAGUUCUCGAUGCGCCACUUCUGGAACGAGGUGCAGGACAACCUGACGGAGGGCGACAUCAUUGUGGUGGACCAGGGCACGUCGAGCUCAGCGGGCGCGGGCCUGGUGCUGCCGCGCAACGGCAAGUGCAUCGUGCAGUGCCUGUGGGGCUCCAUCGGCUUCUCGCUGCCCGCUGCCUUUGGCGCGCAGCUCGCGGAGCCGCAUCGCCGCGUGAUCCUGUCCGUUGGCGACGGCUCCGCGCAGAUGACGAUCCAGGAGCUGGGCUCCUUCCUGCGCCACGGUCUGCGCCCGAUCGUGUUCCUGGUGAACAACGACGGCUACGUGAUCGAGCGCGUGAUCCACGGGUGGAACGAGGCGUACAACGACAUCGCGACGUGGAACUGGUGCGCGCUGGCGAAGGCGAUGAGCGCGACGGAGAACCAGGCGGACACGGCGACGGUGAAGGAGGUGGGCGUGAUCGCGAGGAUGAUGAAGGAGACGCAGAAGGAGCGCAGCGCGCUGAUGUUCCGCGAGGUGAUGCUUGGCCGCCACGAGCUGCCUAUCGUGUCCCUUGCCUGGAAGCCGAACUAA